Molecule: messenger RNA, 1690 nt
Organism: Trametes versicolor FP-101664 SS1
Lineage: Eukaryota; Fungi; Basidiomycota; Agaricomycetes; Polyporales; Polyporaceae
Exons: 2
Coding region: 1-1614 (537 amino acids)
Source: RefSeq, a predicted model, not a curated record
AUGGUAUCUUCACAGUUCCUGUGCUACGACAUACUCUCCAAGGUGUUCGAACACCUCGAGCCUGGCUGCAUACCCGUCUUCGACGAGUUCCCCGCCAUCGUUUCUGAACGGCAACACCGUCAGUAUACGCUGGCCGUGUCCGCGCGUGUCUGCAGUGCGUUCACCGCACCCGCUUUGGAUCUGCUAUGGCGUCACGCACACCACUUCGUAUACCUCCUCCGCCUCUUUCCCACGUACUCGGACACAGAAGAGUGUUUCGUUGGUGCGAUCGGCGACAAAGAUUGGCAGCGUUUCCAAGAAUACGCCUCACGCAUACGAAGCAUUAACGCGAACUUCUGCAAGAGUAUUGGCGCACCACAUCAAGAGCAAGUAUGGAUGGUUUUACUCCAGAGGUCCCAGGGGUCGCCUUUGCUUCCACGCUUGGAAGACUUGACCAUCGACGUCUCUCUCGGGGGGUUGAUAUCAUUUCUAGCCCCCUCUGUUGAUAGUCUGAACGUAGGCCUCCCCAUUCCAUGGGGGAAUGCGGGAGCAGGCACUUUGCUGGCUGACACCGUCCGCCCCCAUCUCUCCCACGUCAGGACGUUGGAGUUAAACGAAUACUUUUCCCCAGGGCCAGGGCCGCGUCGCAGCAUAGCCAUACCCAAAUUCAUUGACUUUUGCGCGUUAACUCACCUGGAGUCGCUCGAGGUCGUCCACCCGGUGAUUGCUCGGCGAUCGAUGAUACAGGCGCUCAUGACCUUCCCCAACCUCCGCUACCUCUCCCUCGUCUUCGAGCUCUGUUGGGACGAGCGACAUUCCUUGGAAGCGUCCGCCUUUCCUCCAGGCUUCUUCGAGCUUCGAGAGCUUGACUUGACGGCCUCUUAUGACGACCUCGCUCUGUUCCUGGAAGUCACCAAUCCGCCACGGCUUGACAUACUAGCUCUCGCACGGGAGCUCGAGUGGAACGAAUAUUCCAGGUUCGAAGAUCUACCCCGGGCUUAUGCCAAAAUACCACCCCAACUCAGCGACCUCCGUCUCCGCUACCGCGUAUUGCCAGAAAAUUCCAACGUUCCCGGUGAACUAUACACCGAGCCUCAGCUCACGCUCUCGCGUGUGCUGCCGCCCUCUGUCUACGCUCUCCAUGACCUACGCGAGGUCUUCCUCCAGUUCGCGAACGUCACGCGUACCCUGGAGAACGACGAGCUUGCUGCACUGUGCUCCGCCUGGCCCGCGCUCGAGGACUUCGAGUUCGACGGCCUGCUCUACUACAAUGACGAUGCCACCAGGUUGCCCACGCUCGACACGCUCCUCGCCUUCGCGCGUGCCCACCCAUGCCUCAGGCGCCUUACGCUCCCUGGGCUCAACCCGAAGGGGAUCCCGGACAGGAUCGAGCUCCUUAGCGCGGGGGCACUGCGGGAUUGGCCGGGGCAUGGGCUCCGCCUGUUCCGGCUGAAGACGUAUAUGGUGGGCACGCCCCUCGUGUCGCUGGCCUACGCGGUGGACCGCGCCUUCCCAGCGCUGGACCUUGGGCCUGUUCGCGCAGCUAAGAUCGGAAGCAAUGGAGACCCAACGGACCUCCUCCUAGCGCCUCUUCUUGCCUUCCAGAUGUCACGGACGUUGGGCACUACUGUUUGAAUGGCCAGCGCAUCCAGUACGCCCAGGACAUAUACUGCUAAUGGUUGUCAUGUCUUUCAUCCUUGAGUGGUGUACA